GGGGGAAGCAGAACAGCCCUUGGAGGGUCAGAGCAGCCCUGGGGAGGAGCAGAGAGCUCGAGGAAAAGCAAAGCAGCCCCGAGGGGAGCAGAGCAGCCCCGAGAGGAACAGUCCCGAGGAGCAGCCCGGAGGAAAGCAGUGCCGGAGGGAAGCAGAGAAGCUCCGUAGAGAGCAGCCUGGGUGGCAGCAGCCCCGCGGGGGAGCGGAGCGGCGCCGGGGGGAGCAGAGACGCUCGGUGGAGAGCAUCCCCGCGGGCAGCAGAGCCGCGCGGCUCCGCCCGCCGGCCGGCGCUGACUCAGCCGGGGAGGCCGGAGGGCGCCCCUGCCCCGCGGGCGUGGCUGCUGCCCGCCGCCCUCCGGGGCGAUAAAAAGGGGCUGCCGAAGCUCGCCAGAGCCUCUCGGCGCUGCCGGCAGCGAUGACCGCCCUCGGGGCGCAGGCGCAAAGGCUGCUGGCACAGCGUAGGCCACAGAAAUCCUUCUUUGAGACGCUCAUCAGGAGCCUGAUCAUCUUGUGUGUGGCGAUAGCGGUGGUCUUGUCGUCCAUCUCCAUCUGUGAUGGGCGCUGGCUCUUCGCGAAGGGGCAGCUCUUUGGACUGUGGCAUUUCUGCACCAUUGGCAACAGUAGCAUCCUGAAGUGCGUCACGGACCUCAGCCUGGCCCAGGUGGAGGGGCUCAGUGUAGGGGUGAUCCCCAUAAGAAGCCUGGUGUCCUUUGCUGUUGUGGUUGCCAUAUUCGGCCUGGAGCUGCUGAUGGUGUCCCAAGUCUGCGAGGAUGCCAACGCAAGGCGGAAAUGGUCAAUGGGUUCGAUUCUCAUCCUUGUCUCAUUUUUGCUGUCGGCUACUGGGGUUCUGAGCUUCUCCAUCCUUGUGAAAGAUCACCUCAGCUUCACAGGCUUCACGCUGACGUACUGGUGUGAGUUCAUUGCUGCCUUUCUCUUCUUCCUUAACGGGAUCAGUGGACUUCACAUCAAUAGCCUUACGCACCCCAGGAACAGGGUAGGCAAAAUCUAAGUGCAAAGGGUGUACCUCUGCCUUUAUGUAAUCAGCUUUGCCAAUUAGACUGGAAAAAAGGGAGUCUAAUGAAGUUUGAAAAGGACACCAGGACACCGUGACUUAAAUUGUGUGCAAGGAGGGGAAGCAUGAGUCAGUCUUGAUUCCUGUAGAAGACAUACCCACCCAGUGGUCAGCAUAAAGAGCUGCGCAACGCGAACAAAGUAGAGACUUGAGACUGGCUGCCACUGAAAUGUGUUUUUCUGGAGAAGUGGAUUAAAGAAGAGGGUAUGCCAUUAAAUGGGUGACUGUGAGCUACGCAUAAGCUCAGUUUUGAGGCUUACACAAAGCCUGUACUCCUGUGGGUUUGGUGUUGCUGGGCUUUUCCCCGUACUUUGGAGCCUGUGAAGAGUGAUGUAACUGUGGUGUGUCGUAGGGCUUUGCUCUGUCUCAGGGACAGAUGAUUUGUACCUGGCCAUGCUCACUGGCAUGGAGUACUGAAAUUCCUUACUGGAUCUCACUCUUCUGUUUCCCUUUAAAAAGAGAAGGCACACAGGUCUUGAUCCGGUCACCCAUUCUGUUUCCUGCUGGCACACUCUCUGGGCCCAUCCUUUCUUCUGUAAGUUAUUCUGAGGCUCCUCUGACAGAGGCACAGGGAGAUGUAGCUGUCUUGGGGCCAAGGAUGGGUGUUGGGUGAUGCUGGUGUACAGGGAAGGGUUGUGAUGCCUUCUGUGGGUAGCAGUGCAUGUUCCUGCACUUUCAUGGCACCUACCUGCUGUUGCCUGUCCUCUGCCACCCCUUGCAGGACACGUGCCAAUCAGCCACCCAAACUGGCUCCCUCAUAGCCCUUGCAAAGUUCUCUGUAAUGGGGCAUUGCUUGUCCAGGAUUCUUUUUUUUGCCUUGUUGGGGCAAGGAGGACAAGGUCUUGCAAGGGUUUUAGGUGGGAAUUUUGUCUGGGUGGACCUUGUUGAGACAACUGCACCUUCCAGUGUUUGUUUUGCUUGUCAGAGUUUCCUGGUGAGGCAAUGGGAAAUCUCAUGCUGUUGCCAAGCAUGUCCUAUAGCAUUUCUUCUGGGAGGAGAAAGUUCUAAAUCCUCCUGACUAGUCCAAGUAUUUUUCAUCCCUGGAUUAACAGUAGGCCUGGAAGGAGAAGCCACCCAUGAUUAUGUAAGGAGGAGCUGAUGGGGCAGCUCUAAUCUGUUGCAGCCAGUGGAAAUACAGAGACUUGGAUGAAAUUUUAUUAAGGCUGGUCUUCCUCCUGCCAAUGCCUAAGUCAAGAUCUCUAAAAUUGCUGCAGCUUUGAAGUCCCCCAUUGUGUCUGGUGCAAAAAGAGAGAAGACUUCAGCAGGAAACCUCAGAGUUUGAUUGUCCUACGUGUAUCCUCCCUGUCCAACAUACAAGCACUCAGUUGUCCACAGAUAAAAAUGUCUUUCAGCGUAUUUCAGGGUUUGUGGUGUAAUGUUUGUUUUGUAUCUGCUGGUAAAAUUGCUUGUAUCUUUGUUUUAGGACAAAUGUUUCUACAUGUUUUCAUCUCUGUAGUUUGUAUGAUAGCUCUUGAGCAAGGCUUUCAUUUCCUGUGCAGCCAGUUUAAAACAAUUUUUCACCUGAAAUAAAAGCAUCAUAACACAAAGGCCAAGAAGGGCGUGUAGGCGAGCCACAAGUAAACAGCUUUGUGUUUGAAAGCCAAGAGUCGCAAGUCCUCCCUGAUCAUACAGGCAUUUCUGGUCGAUGAGAGAUUUGACAUGAGCUGGCAAUGUGUGCUCGCAGCCCAGAAGGCCAGCCGUAUCCUGGGCUGCAUCAAAAGAAGCAUGGCCAGCAGGUCAAGGGACGUGAUUCUGCCUCUCUAUUCCUCUCUUGUGAGAAUUCAUCUGGAAUACUGUGUCCAGUUCUGGGAUCCUCAGUGUAAGAGGGAUAUGGAGCUGUUGGAACGAGUCCAGAGGAGGGCAACAAAGAUGAUCGGAGGGCUGGAGCACCUUCCCUACGAGGACAGGCUGAAAGAGUUGGGCUUGUUCAGCCUGGAGAAGAAAAGGCUCAGGAGAGAUCUUGUAGUGACCUUCCAGUACCUGAAGGGACUACAGGAAAACUGGAGAGGGGCUAUUCAUAAAGGCUUGUGGGGAUAGGACGAGAGGGAAUGGGUAUAAACUGGAGAGGGGCAGAUUUAGACUGGACAUGAGGAAGAGUUUCUUCACCAUGAGAGUGGUGAGGCACUGGCAUAGGUUGCCCAGGGAAGCUGUGGCUGCCCCAUCCCUGGAGGUGUUCAAGGCCAGGUUGGAUGGGGCCUUGGGCAGCCUGAUCCAGGUUGGAUGGGACCUUGGGAAGCCUGAUCUAGUGGGUUGUCCCUGCCCAUAGCAAAGGGGUUGGAACUAGAUCAUCUUUAAGGUCCCUUCCAACCCUAACUAUACUAUCAUACUGCUAUGAUACAGGAGUGCUUGCUGAAUGUGCUGCUGUAGACUCACUUGCCUUCAUGAGGACAAUUUCCAUUUCCACUCAGAUUUCCAUAACUUCUUAGGAUAAUGCUCCUAAGCGCCUGAUUUGUGAUGCAGCUCCAGACCAGGCUUGCUCUGGACAGUGCCCAUCUUUCUGGUGAGAUAAUGCAUGGAGCUGUACUGCCCAGCAAAGUCCUUAAGAAAUGUUUGGGGCUUGGUUAGGGUUUAUUGGCCAUUUCUUGAGGACAGGGACUUAUGCCCUUAACCCACCUCUGGAAAACUGUACUGUGAUUGUGCCUGUCUUUGUGAAGGUGCUUUGAAUUUGCUGAAUUGCACUGUCAAAGAUGUUCUAAUGAUCUGAACUUGCAAAUGCUUGUGUGAACAGUGCUAUUUGCUUUAGCAGAACUACUUAGUCCAGAAAGAGUCUGCAAGAUCCAGUCCCAAACUGUUGCACUUUGGUGUUACCUGAUGGUAGAGUGCCUUAACUAACCAAUAAAUUAGUUACGGUGCCUAGGGGUGCCUGUGCCAGGCAGGACAGUUCUCGUACAUGAAGUCAAGGCUGUCCAUAGCUUGUCUAGAAACGUGGAGAUUAACUACAGAGUGCCUUCGUGGUGACAUCCAAAAGUGGAAAUCAGUUCUGUAUGUACCCUCCCUCAUGCUAACGGGAGGCUGUGCCCACAGCCCUUUCCCUGGGGGAAGGCAGCUCUAGGCAGACUGAGUCCCAGGCUGCGCUUCCAGCUCGGGUGAGAGGGAGGAAGGGGACUAUUGGCCAUUGAGUUCACCCAAGACUUGGUGCAAUUGUGACUGAUUUUGGGAUGCCCUCUGCUAGCUGAAGAAGAGGCCCUUUGUUGGGAUUAGUGACUCCUCUAGGGAAAAUACUGUCACUUUUUUUCCAGCUGGCUUUGUAUAGUACUGCUUGACUUACUAAUGCUGGGAGAAGAUGGGGUUUGAUGGCAGAAUACUACAAAACAAGUUCGAUUGUCUCAGAGGUGUCCUUAUAUACAGCAACCUGUGCAGCAGUGGAUAACUCUUACUUUCUGAAUCCUGCGGAAGUGUCAAGCAAUAUUCCUGAAGUUUGUUAAAUAA
This is a messenger RNA of Cuculus canorus (common cuckoo), 4501 nucleotides long. RefSeq names its product transmembrane protein 37 (gene TMEM37). Gene Ontology annotation, molecular function: calcium channel activity; voltage-gated monoatomic ion channel activity. Gene Ontology annotation, cellular component: membrane. The coding region runs from base 416 to 1009 and encodes 197 amino acids. The transcript is spliced from 2 exons. NCBI's taxonomy places the organism in Eukaryota, Metazoa, Chordata, Aves, Cuculiformes, Cuculidae. The record is from RefSeq and is a predicted model, not a curated record.